AUGACUAUGUCUUCGGAUUACAAGGGCUGCGAGGUUAAGUUUGUGAAGGUUGAUGCUCAAUUUUCUCUAAUGGAGGGAGUCAUCCUGACAGCUAUUGGUCGUUUACUCAGGAAAGACAACGUCAAAAGGAUUAUCACCCAAACGUUUUUUCUUGCCAAGCAAGAGAACGGAUGUUUUGUGUUGAAUGAUAACUUGUGCAAAAUAGAUGCACAAGAGAUUUUGAAUGUCUUUUUUGGUUAUGAUGACGGUAUUUUGUUCCCUCAUGAAUUAGUUAAGGAAGCCGCAAUAUCCGUUGAAACUACGGACAAUGUCGAGAAAACCCUAGAAAUCGCUGAUAGUGUUGCAGAAACCCUAGAAGUCCAAAGUGCCGAUAUUCCAAAAGAGCCAAACACCUCUAAUGAUACUGAGAAAGUUGAGGGCCAGAAGAUGUUCUGUGCAUCCAUGUUGAUAAAAGAGAAAAAACCUACAUCUUCUGCGCAUAAUCAUCCUCAUAAAAUAUAG
Molecule: messenger RNA, 501 nt
Organism: Oldenlandia corymbosa var. corymbosa
Lineage: Eukaryota; Viridiplantae; Streptophyta; Magnoliopsida; Gentianales; Rubiaceae
Source: the annotation of a GenBank genome assembly